AUGGUAUGUGUGCCACAUUCCACUAAUCAAUGGACGUGUUUACUUAUUCAGAAGAGACGCCUAUCCUACCUCUGGCUGGCUCUUGGAGUCCCCGUGUUGCUGAUUGUCCACUGUGUAGUCUGGGCUGUGUGUUGGUUUUUUGUUGUUUCGAUUCCCACGGCAAAGCUCAACAGCAAAAUGAUUACCAAAAUCUUGUAUCUACCCCCUGAUGAGGUGCAGAUAGGGGACUGUGGCCGCUCGUCUGGUAGCGGGAAUGAACAGAUGAGCGAAAUUAUCAUGUACGCUCACAGAAGCAUCAAAGUCUACUACUACAAGUAUGCAGUUGAUGGAGUUAAUGUUAUAUUGGCCAACUUGCUCACAUUUGUAAUUUUAUCCAUUAUUUUGGGAUACUCUGUAGACAAUACUGUAAUCAGCGGAGUCACGAAAUGUAUUUUGAGCGUGUUGGCGAUCAUUCCUCUCACGUACUAUAUCGGGAUGGCCAUAACCAGCAUUUCUGCACAAAGCAGCUUUGCAGUGGGCGCCAUAUUGAACGCUACAUUUGGCUCCAUGGUGGAAGUAAUUCUGUUCAUUAUCAUGCUGAAGAAGGGCAGAGACAGUGGCCAGGAGUGUUACCAGGAGCUGGUUAAAUCCUCGCUUACUGGUGCAAUUCUGUGCAGUAUUCUAUUUAUUCCCGGUGUGUCUAUGGUGAUUGGCGGAUUAAAAUUUAGAACACAAAAAUUCAACCCGAAAUCGGCCAACAUCAGUGCAUCCCUGUUAUUUGUGGCCAUUGUUGGUGUAUUUGCCCCUACAGUAUUCUCAAAAAUAUUCGGCAGUUUAAAGUGUCAAGGCUGUGAGCGAAUUUAUAAAGAGUUUACAGUACAUGAGCCUGGUUCUUCCAUUCCGGCCACCAUCAACAAUUCGGUUGGGUUCCUGUGUCAACAGUGUGAGCAGUCGUUGCAAGGUCUACACGGAGACAGAACCCUGUACACAAAACACAUCGAGCCCCUUGUCUACGCCAUCUCGCUGAUCCUACCAAUCGCGUAUCUCAUUGGGCUGGUGUUCACAAUGAAGACACAUUCAGCACAUGUGUUUGAGGAGUUUGAGCUACAGCUAAAGGAAGAGAACGCUGCUAAUGGACACCACGGUACUGCCCAGUGGUCAAGGAUCAAGAGCACCAUCAUCCUUCUCCUGUGUGCCGUGGCCAUCGCACUUUGUGCUGACCUUAUCUCUGAAAACAUUCAACCCCUGCUUGAAAAAACUGGCAUUUCAGAGUACUUCAUUGGAGUCACCAUGCUCUCUUUGGUGUCAGAGUUGCCUGAAGUUGUCAACGGUGUUCAGUUUGCUUUACAGAAUAAUGUCAACUUGGGGAUCGAAAUAGGAUGUUCCACAGCAAUCCAAGUUUGUUUGGUGCAGAUUCCCCUACUGGUGCUAGUUAAUCUCAUCUAUCCAAUGGGGUUCUACGUGGUAUUCAAUGAUGUCCACCUGUGGGCGGUGAUUUUCUCUGUGGUCAUCAUCAACUACAUCUUUCAGGACGGGAAGAGUGACUACUUUCAAGGAUCAAUUGUGGUGUUUAUUUAUAUUCUGCUGAUGUGCAUGUACCUCUUCAUGCUCACCCCGGAGCAUGCGCUCUGCCACAAUGAUGGCCGCCACGUCUCCAAUGUAACUUCCAGGAUAUCAUUUUAA
Messenger RNA from Candidula unifasciata, 1662 nucleotides. The record is from the annotation of a GenBank genome assembly. Lineage: Eukaryota; Metazoa; Mollusca; Gastropoda; Stylommatophora; Geomitridae.